GAGCCCAGCAUGGUGAUGGCCGAGCCCCGGCGGCCCCCGGCGCUGCUGCCCCGCGGGCUCGGCCCUGUCCGCGUCGGCUUCUACGACAUCGAGGGCACGCUGGGCAAGGGCAACUUCGCCGUGGUGAAGCUGGCGCGGCACCGCAUCACCCGCAGCGAGGUGGCAAUAAAAAUCAUUGACAAGUCUCAGCUGGAUGCUGUGAAUCUGGAGAAGAUCUACAGGGAAGUGCAGAUAAUGAAGAUGCUGGAUCACCCACACAUCAUAAAGCUCUAUCAGGUGAUGGAGACCAAAAGCAUGUUGUACCUUGUGACAGAAUUUGCCAAAAAUGGAGAAAUUUUUGAUUACCUGGCCAGCCACGGCCGCCUGAGCGAGUCCGAGGCCCGGCGCAAGUUCUGGCAGAUCCUGUCGGCGGUGGAGUAUUGCCAUGGCAGGAAAAUCGUGCACAGGGACCUCAAGGCUGAGAACCUCCUGCUGGACAACAACAUGAACAUCAAAAUAGCAGAUUUUGGCUUUGGGAAUUUCUAUAAGAGUGGUGAACCUCUGACAACGUGGUGUGGGAGCCCCCCCUAUGCUGCCCCAGAAGUCUUUGAAGGCCAGCAGUACGAGGGACCCCAGCUGGAUAUCUGGAGCAUGGGGGUGGUGCUCUAUGUGCUGGUGUGUGGAGCCUUACCCUUUGAUGGACCAACCCUCCCCAUCCUGAGGCAAAGAGUUCUGGAAGGAAGGUUCAGGAUCCCCUAUUUUAUGUCAGAAGAGUGUGAACACCUGAUUAGAAGAAUGCUGGUCCUGGACCCCUCCAAAAGGUUGACUAUUGCUCAGAUUAAGGAGCACAAGUGGAUGCUUGUGGAAGUUCCUGCCCAGAGGCCAAUUCUUUACCCACCAGGAGAGGAGAACGAGCCUUCCCUGGGGGAGUACAACGAGCAGGUCCUGAGGCUGAUGCACAGCCUUGGCAUAGACCAGCAGAAAACUGUGGAGUCCCUGCAGAACAAGAGCUACAACCACUUUGCUGCCAUCUAUUACCUGCUGGUGGAGAGGCUCAAGUCCCACCGGAGCAGCUUCCCAGUGGAGCAGAGGGUGGACGCGCGGCAGCGCCGGCCCAGCACCAUCGCCGAGCAGACCGUGGCCAAGGCCCAGGCUGUGGUACCCUCGGUGAACCUGCACUCACAGAAUGCAAGGCUCUUGCAGUCCCCGGGUCUCCCCUCAGCCUCAGGAGCAGAAGCCUUUUCCUUCCCUCCAUCCAGCUGCCAGGGAGAGGCAGCAUUUAUGGAGGAGGAAAGAGUUGAGACACCAAAGGUCAACGGCUGCCUGCUGGACCCCGUGCCCCCCGUGGUGAUGAGGAAGGGAUGCCAGUCCCUGCCCAGCAGCAUGAUGGAAACGUCCAUUGAUGAAGGGAUAGAGACAGAAGGGGAGGCAGAGGAUGACCCUGCCCAGGCAUUUGCAGCCCUCCAAGCAGCUCGUGUUGGGAAGAGGCGUCACACCCUGGCAGAGGUCACCAACCAGCUGGUGAUGGUGCCAGGCACAGGGAAGGUGUAUUCACUGGAUGAGAACUCCUCCCUGGGCAGCAUCGACUCUGAGUACGACAUGGGAUCCAUCCAGAGGGACAUCAAAUUCCUGGGAGAGACCCCCUCCUUGAAGGAGAUGGUGCUGAGCAACCAGCAGGCCCCUCGGGUGACCCCCCCUUUCAUCGGGCUGAGACCUGCCAACCCAGCCAUGCAGGCCCUGAGCUCCCAAAAAAGGGAGGCCCACAACCGCUCCCCCGUCAGCUUCCGAGAGGGACGGAGGGCCUCCGACACCUCCCUCACACAAGGAAUUGUAGCAUUCAGGCAGCACCUCCAGAACCUGGCACGAACCAAAGGAAUCCUGGAACUGAACAAAGUCCAGCUGCUCUAUGAACAGAUGGGGUCAGAAGAGGAACCUUCCCUGACAUCAGCUGCCACCCAGCUGCAGGAGCUCAUGAACAGCCCUGCACAGGAGGAACCAUCCCAGCAGCAGCAGCAGCAGCAGGAGGCUUCCCCUGCUUUCCCUAAUGGUGCACAUCCCCCAGUGUUGUCCAGAAGGCAGAGCCUGGAAACACAGUACCUGAAACACAGGCUGCAGAAGCCCACUCUGCUCUCAAAAGCUCAGAACACUUGCCAGCUCUACUGCAAGGAACUGCCCCGGAGUCUGGAACAGCAGCUACAGGAGCACAGGUUGCACCAGAAGCGGCUCUUCCUGCAGAAGCAGUCCCAGCUCCAGGCCUACUUCAACCAGAUGCAGAUCGCCGAGAGCUCCUACCCGAGGUCAGCCCAGCUGCCCCUGCCCUGCCAGGAGGAGCCCCAGCAGCCCCAGCAGCAGCAGCAGCCGGCCCAGUUCAGCCUGCAGCAGCCCCUGAGCCCCGUGCUGGAGCCCUCCCAGGAACAGAUGCAAUACGACCCCUUCCUCAGCCAGUACCAGAAGGUCCCGCUGGACCCGCUGCCCUCCCAGCUCAGCAGCUCCUCCAGGCUGUCCUCGCCCGUGCAGGUGCAGCAGCAGCCACCACAGCCCUUACAAUAUUCCUACCAGACUUGUGACUUGCCCGUGGUCCCCUCCUCCGAGCCAGACUACCCCGAGCAGUGCCAGUACCCCCUGGACCCGGCCCCCCAGAGCAGUGUAGCAUUGCCUGACAGCCAGGGCAGCUCUGCCUCCCCCGAGCCCCAGCCCAGCUACGACCCCCUGACCCUGGCAGAGCUGCCUGGACUCUUUGAUUGUGAAAUGAUGGAGACUGUGGACCCCCAGCACAGUGGCUACGUCCUGGUGAAUUAGUGCCGCCGACGCGCGAGACGGGACGAGUGGGAGAGAAGCAUGUGAAUUUUUUGGUUUUUUUUUUUUGUUUUUUUUUGUUCCUACCCCAGAAUUCGUGGUAAUUUUUUUAAACCCUUGAAUUAGCAGGGGAACUAAAAAAAAAAAAUCCACCUGGCUGGAGAAAAAAAAAAAAAAAGAAAAAAAAAGGAAAAAGCCGAGGUGGCAAGAGGUGUUUGGCCACUGGCUCCUCUGGCAAGGAGCAGAGCCUAGAGGACAGGUAGUGCAGCUUCAUCCCACAGAGUCUGCAUAGGAGGCAAAAAAAGGUGAGUUUUAGAGGGAGGAAAUAGCCCCUUCUAAAAAAUUUGGGGAGUUGGUCAGCGUUCAUCCAACAUUCACUUGGAGGAAGGAGAGCGAGCGCGCACUGCAUCAUACUUCUUGGCAAUAAAAGCAAUAGUUUCCAUUGAAAUUCAGGGUAGAUUUGGGUCUGCACUGAUGGCAACGUGAGGUGGAAAUAAGGGAAAGUCGCACUUUGGCAUCCAGCUGCUGGUUAAGCUGCUGAUCUGGAACUGCUCCGUGGUAAGUCCGAGAUCACCGGGCGUCUCAGGCAGCCUCCGCUCCCUCCUGCAAGCAAACAGUGUUUCCCGAGUCUGCCAAGGAGCUCUUCUGCUACAGGAACCUGGAUCUCUGCUCUGGGACACCUUGACUUUGUCAAAAGAUACCUGGAACUCACACAGGGCACCACAGAGGUCCGUGGAGACCUCUGGGUGGGGAUCAGAGUCCUGGCGGAUAAAGGAUUAACUGAGAGAGAGAGAGAAGGUGAGAAGGACCAGGAGAGAAAGCAAGAGCUGCAGCCAGGGGCAUUCAAAAAUCAUAAAAUCCACCUGGGUGGCUUUUGAAAUCACCCCCUUUUUGCAGGCAGGCCUUGAGGAGGGCUCUGUCCUGGAGAAGUUCUGGUGGCUGGAAAGGAUCCAUCUGUCCUUCGGUUGCGUUUGGAAAAACAAGCCAACAAACUGUGUUUUGAAAUUUGCAGUAUGUGUUGCUGGUGGUUUAUUGAGCUUUGUAUAUUUGGACAAUUAUUUAGGGUUUUAGAACUUAAGGGUAAAAACAAUGAGCUAAAAAAAAAAAGAAAAAAAGCAAACAAAAAAAAACACCCCUGUGAAGUGAUAGUGCUGUGCCUUUUUCAGUUCUUUAUCAGCCUAUAUGCUUUUUUCUGAAGAAAGUAGACAAAUACCCCAUUUAUAUCCUUGCUGUGGCCAAAGUCCCUUCAGAGCACACGUUCCACCAUGUGGGACAUGUUUAACUUUCUCAGUGUUUUAAUUGCUCGUGUAUAUAGAACGUUUGAAAGUAUUACAGCAAUAUUUAGCAUCAAACUGUUGAUGUGUCGACCAUUUCAAGGAAACACUCAACUCAACAAGCAGUUGUGUCUCCAGAGCUUUCAGUCACGAAAUCCAAAUCACAGGAGGAUUGCUUGGGGAUCUGCAGAAAGUUGGGAUCUCCACUCUGGGGUUUGUCUCCAACCUUUAAGUAUUGUGGCAGGACAGUGGGUGGACAGUUCAGCCCUUUUCUGAGCAAACAUUAAGCACAAUUGCAGCUUCACUAAAGCACAAAGGACGAGAGAAACUGUGCUGAUCACACACAGAGAGAACAACCAGUGUUUGCUGGAAAGCUUGGUGAGCUAAAGGUCUUUGAUACUGCAAAUCCUGAGGAUGCAGGGAGGUGGAUAAUCAGCAUUCACAGCAAUAAGACCACGUUUAAAUGUGGAAUAGAAGGACUUCAGUCACUGUAUGAGAAGGAGGGAAGGGUUUAACAACUGACAGAAGGCACCUGGCCCCCUGUGUGCUACAGAGAGACAACUCCUGUUGCCUGCUCUGGUGCUGGUCCAGGUGUGCAGCUGGACUCAAUCCUCAGCUUCUACCUCCGAUCCCACGGGGAUUCUCAAGGCAGCAGCAAAGCAGAGCUUAAAAAAACAGGGAUCACAUCCAUACACUACUGCUGGGAUGCAAGGUAAAGAGGGCUUAGAAAGCUCCACUUUCAAUAGCUGAGGGGGAGGAGGUUUUUAUGGUGUGGUUUCCCUUCCAAAGGGAACUUGUCCAACACAGUCAGUGUGACACCCCUGUGCCACUGGAGUGACUGCCGGGGAGGGAACCAGCCUGGAAAACCUGCAGCAGAGGCAGGAAAAGGGGAAACAGAGAGUCCUGUCCUUUCAUUCCUCCUUCCCCACCCCACAGCAUAACCAGCACGGGCUGGGGUUUCAGUGUCUGUCCCAGCACUGGAGGAACUGAGCAGUGAAAGCUGCCCCCAGGAUCCCUCUGCUCCAGGAGCUGAGGCACUGCCAGAGCUGCAACCACCUCCUUCCCCAUCCAGCUCCAGGAUCCUGCACGUUUCAGGACUCAAAGGAUGAAAAUAAUUCCGUUCUGGAGUCCUGCAGUUCGUUUAUCAGGAUGUGCCAACGAGUCUAAGCUCCUUUGAGCUUUGCAGUGCUGGGCAGGGGGAACCUACAGUAUUUUUUAAUGUAGUUUAGACUGGCUCUUCCCCCUCAGCCAAAAGCAUAUUUAACAUUUCAUGUCAUUUCCUUUAAGCCAAUUAGACUAAAAGGCUUCUAAAGCCUUCUCAUACAGAGAGUAUCCAUUGGGCACCACUUCUUACUCCUUUGAAGUGGCUUUUUUUUGUUCAGAUCUGUCCUGUCUAACAUUAGAGAACUGUGUACACUACUGUUAGAGUAAUUACUAGCUUUAUUAUCUUGUAUUACAGACUCCUUUGAAGAGACUUUGGUGUGAUGUAUAUGGGGUACAAAUUUCAUACGGAGAAAAGUGCAAUAUGUGUGUGUGUGGUAUGUUCUUUAACGUAUUUUUUUAAGGAGUUAGAGGGUUUAGUCUCUGCUUUGGGAUAAAUGCACUAGUUUUGUGAGCUCCAGUUUGGCAAGUUCAUCCGUAGUAUUUACAUGCAACUGAUCUGCUGGACUCUGUAAAGCAGUUACAGUGUAUUAAUACAAAAAUAAAGAAUAUGUGCAUUUCA
Molecule: messenger RNA, 5772 nt
Organism: Neopelma chrysocephalum (saffron-crested tyrant-manakin)
Lineage: Eukaryota; Metazoa; Chordata; Aves; Passeriformes; Pipridae
Gene: SIK2
Product: salt inducible kinase 2
Exons: 15
Coding region: 10-2778 (922 amino acids)
Biological process (GO): intracellular signal transduction; protein phosphorylation; microtubule cytoskeleton organization
Cellular component (GO): cytoplasm
Molecular function (GO): protein serine/threonine kinase activity; tau-protein kinase activity; ATP binding
Source: RefSeq, a predicted model, not a curated record